AUAAAAUCGUUGCGCGAUCGUGGCGCUGUUCUUACUGUAACGACAUCAAUGCGCACCAGUCUAGGGUAUAUCUACGAUGGUAUACCAAUCGCCAUAGAACUUGCGAAGAUUCGUCGAAGUACUCGAUGAACUUCGGGUGUUCCAAGGAUCGCUGUGCUUCUUAUGAAGUCUGCAAGGCGCAACAAAUGACAAAUGGAUGAAACUAAGCUUCACAAAUUCACUUCUACUUCCAUUUUAUGAUCGGAUGAUCAGGCUAAGUAUCGUUUGUCUAUGCUGGAACACUCGUCAUUAUCAAGAUGAACAUCAAUUCGAUAAGCAUUGCCGAUCUUUUUAAUUUAUUGGAAUCUAACAAACUUGGGGAGGUGGAAAAAAUCAAAAAAAUAUUCCAUGAACUUUUUCUGAAUACGAAAGACAAUUGGUUGGUAAAUGGACUUUUUGAUUAUUAUUUGUCUACAAAUUCCUUAAGGGCUGUUGAGGUGUUAGCCAGUGUCAGAGAUCCACAUGACAAGCAUCUUUUGGAUCGUUUAUCAGAAGCUCUUUCUAAACCAGGAAGUAGCAGCCAAAGAAUUCAGACUCUUACUUUGCUAGGUCACAUUGCCCGUCGACAACCUACAUGGCUAUAUAAACUUGCCAGUCAUGCUUUAUUUCGAGAUUUGCUUAAGUUACUUAAAAUGGAAGCAGAUACAUUAUCUCUUAUGAGUGCUCUACUCCUAUUGGUAAUGUUGUUACCAAUGUUACCUGCUGCUUUAGGGCCUUACCUUCCAGAAAUUUUCGAAGUAUUCGGUCGACUGGCAUCUUAUUAUCAUCAUCAAUCAUUGUCUUUGUUCUCUUCUCCUAUGCAUUUUACCUCGGCAGCAGCAGGAAAUAUUGAUAAAAAUCAUUUAUAUUUGUUACAUCUACAGGUGGGCCUAUAUAGUUUGUUCCACAGACUGUAUGCUAUGUAUCCAUGCAAUUUCAUUUCAUAUUUGAAACAACAAUAUCUUCAACGAGAUCAGUUAGCUACUUUUACUCAUACAAUUAGACCAAUGCUGGAUUCAGUGCGUAUGCAUCCAUUACUUGUAACUGCAUCCAAAGAUGCAGAGAUUUCUGCUGCAAGAUGGAAAAAAAUGGAGCAUCAUGAUGUUAUGGCAGAAUGUGGUCGGUUCACAUUGGACAAAUGCCGAGAAGAAGUAUUCAACACUGUAAAUUCACGUUCUACGCCACCUCCAGAUCACUCUUCUAUAUGUACUCCAAUAAACACAAGCGGAGGACUAGCAUCAUCAGAAAUUGCCAAUGGUGAAGAUGAAACUUUUUGGUCUCCAAGUAUGACUGUACCACCUCAAAGCCCCCCAUUUCCAGCUACAUCUCAUGAACAGCGAUCAGCUCCUUCAACGCCUAAUAAUAAUAGAAGCGGUACAUCUCCACCAGAAGCUGCAGUUGAAGCUACACCAGAAACAACUCCUGUCAAGGAUAUACGGAAAGUAUCAACUAGGCAAGUACCCGUGGGAUCUGCUGCAGUCCGUGCUUUAACCACGUUCGGCAAUGGUACAGUGGGACUAAGUUCUCGACCAUCGACACCAACUAGUUCUAUGAUUGGAACUGGAGACGGUAAUAAUGCGCAUGGGUUUAUUACGCACAAGAUAAGUAAAAUCAUCGCGGACAGACAGACUGUUAAAGAACAAAAACCAUCUGCUAACGUUGAAGAAGAUGCAAGAUUCGCAGAAAUUGAUACAAAUCAGAAUGGGAAAACCGAUUCGUGGCAAGAAGAUCAAGAGGUUUUAGAAAUUGUAACCUCGCGAAAUGCAGGAAAGCUGGAAUCUUCAAAAUAUACUGAUCGACAGCAGCAUCAUAACGAGAAAAUUCCGAACACCUUAGUAGCUAACUUGACGGAAAGGAUUUAUCAAUUACGCUUGUAUUCUCGACGUAAAAUUCCAGCUCAACACUUGGGAUCUAGUUCCGUUUGCAAGGUUCGAAGAAGUACGUCUUGUCCAAAUAUAGAAGUCAAGAAACAAAUCAAUAAUAAUAAAAUGGAUGAACCAAACUCAGUAGGGACAAAAAGUAUGGAGGAGACUGGAACCCAGACAUUUGAAUUGCUUCCGUAUGAAUACUUGUUACUAGGAAUUCUGGAUCAGAAAAAUCAGAUGAAUGUACAGAAACGCGAUCAGCAAAAUACAGAAUUUAGAUUGUCGCCAACGGCUAUGCUUGAUCGAUAUGUCGAAGCGUGCAUGCGAGCUAGUAACUUUUCCGGUGAUAAAAUAAGAACUGUCGCUAUUAAGCAGAGGCAAAGGAAAGAAAACGACACAGAAGAUGACGCCGGGGAUGAAGAUGGCUUAGAUGCUGAAUGUGCAAAUCAAUUGCUACAACUGAUGCAAAUUCAGUUGCAGUUUGAACGUCAGCGUAGAGAAGUCCAUGCUGAACGUAAUCGAAGACUUCUCGGUAAACUGAGAGACUCGCGAGCAUUAGAGGAACACAAUUAUGCUUUAACUGAUCGACUAAAAUUGAUGGAAAAGGAAGUGGAAGGCUUGAAAGCUGAAUUGGAAUCGAACAGGCGAGAAGCAUUGAAGGCCGAGGAACGAUACAAAGAGGCAUUGUAUCACUGGCAAACGAAGUGUGUAGAAGAAGAACGAGAGAAUCAAACAUUAAAGGAUCGUCUUGAGUCUAUAGAAGUUGAAUUAAAGAACGAACAAAAGAAAGUAACUGAAUACGAGCAACGAAUUCGUUCCACAGACGCAUCUCUAUUUGAUGCAGGACAUCGACUGAGAGUUGCUUUAAAAGCUGCAGACCGUAGCAAAGAAUUAGAACGUACUCUUGACACUCUACAGAAGAAAUUCCUUUUGCUUGGAGAGGCACAAGCAAAACUGCAGGAAAGCACAGGAGGUUUAUCACCAUUGACCAAACAAGAAACGACACAAAUACAGCGGUCAUACACGGAGGAAUUAACUAGUAAGUGUGCUGGAUGCAUUUAUUAAGUCUAGAACAAAUACGAUUCUUUAAAAUGAAUCACGUAAACUUUUGCAAAUCACUAUUUUCAAAAUAGAGGAAAGAUAUCGAUAAAUCGUUCGUUUUUUAUGCCCACGCCUUGUUUCUAUAUGACAUGAAUCUAUAAAUCAACACGGAAAGUAUACCAUAUGUACCGAAGUUUAAUGUCAUUCCAAAAUUAUUAAAGUUCCAAGAAAUUUCUUAGAGAAUUACAAACAAUAUAUUCUGUCACCAUUAAAGUUUCAACAAAUAGUUUGUCGAUAUCUUAUUUGGUGUAAGAAAUGUUGAUUGAUAGCAGAAAGUGAUUCGGUCUGUACAAGCAACAAUACAAAUUACGAAGAUCAGCGUAAGGUUGUCGAA
Nomia melanderi (Alkali bee) is the source of this 3318-nucleotide messenger RNA. The record is from RefSeq and is a predicted model, not a curated record. NCBI's taxonomy places the organism in Eukaryota, Metazoa, Arthropoda, Insecta, Hymenoptera, Halictidae.